UCAAAAUGAAGCUGUGGAAAACCAAAAAACCCAUCAGCUGUGUUUCCGGCCGCAGUGGACCCAUGAAAAAUGAUGACAAACAUGAUCCGGUUGGCAAUGGAGCAAUGCAAUUGGCUCCCAUGUUGUCGGUCGAUCGUGCCAUGAGUCCAGCUCAGUCAGAAGAUUCGGGAUUAGCUCCCGAAAGAGGCACAACAUAUGCUACAAUAACAUUACCGCGUGAUAACACCACAAAUAUGGGAAUAACAUUGGCUGAACGCAACGACCUUUCGUAUCCACCUGUUAUUGCUGCCCUAAGUCCAUUGGGUCAUGCUGCCGAUUUCCUAGCACCUGGAGAUCGUCUACAUCAAAUCGAUGGCAUCUCAACAAUUGGGUUAACAAAUCAACACAUAAUGAGCAUGCUGUGCGGCGGAGGCUCAGCAGAUGGUCCUGCCGUCGUCGAAAUUGAAUAUUCCCUGCCCGAAUACAUUUCCCAAAAUAGCCUUUGUGUAACAUCGAAGUUGGCUCAAAUAACAGUGGAACGUGAAAGCGGUUGUCUGGGUCUAACACUGCGUGGUGGUGCUGAUUAUCCUCUAAUUGUAACACAUGUGCGGCCACAUGGUCCGGUCUAUAAGACGGGAAGGAUAAAACCAGGAGAUCGUCUGCUGCGGGUGGAUAAUGUUUCCCUAAUUGGCAAAACAUUGGCCGAGGCCCAACAGAUCAUCAAAUGUGGUGGCCAUAUAUCGGGCUAUACAAAUCUCACCAUUGAAUAUGAUGUUUCGGUGGUACAAAGUGUGGAAUUUUCAAUGGGUCCAUUGUUGAUUGAAAUCGAACGUCCUAUGAAUGAUAAAUUGGGUUUGGUAUUGUGUAAUUAUAAUUCGGCAGCUGCCGGCCUUACGGAUCAUACAAAAAUCGAUGAAGUCAGUUCGGCGGGUGUUUAUAUUGCCAGUAUUUUGCCAGCGAGCAUAGCUGAUCGAUGCGGUGCUCUUUCAGUUGGCGAUCAAGUACUUUCCAUUGACGAUAUUAGUAUCGAAAAUUCUUCGUAUACACCGGAUGAGGUAAUGACAAUUUUGGAUACCAGCUCGGGUCGAGGAUAUACACAAAUGCAAAUAAUGCCUGCCCAUGCAUUGGCACGAAGAG
Musca vetustissima is the source of this 1116-nucleotide messenger RNA. Its product is annotated as glutamate receptor-interacting protein 1-like. Gene Ontology annotation, molecular function: protein binding. The record is from RefSeq and is a predicted model, not a curated record. Gene Ontology annotation, biological process: neurotransmitter receptor transport, endosome to postsynaptic membrane. NCBI's taxonomy places the organism in Eukaryota, Metazoa, Arthropoda, Insecta, Diptera, Muscidae. The transcript is spliced from 6 exons. The annotation marks the transcript as partial.